AAGAAUAAGGGUUCACAGUUAAAAUGUAUUGAAAUUAAUAACGAUUUAUAUAUAUGUAUAUUUAUAUGUUAGCAAAGCUGUGCGUGAAGGCUGAUGUUAUUGUCUGUUUGUUUUUUUUUGUUAAAGAAGAUUCAGUAUUAUUUUUGUGUUUACUGUUUUGUCAGUGUUACUCGUUCGUGCCCUCAAGGCCUGCAAUCUGCUGUUUUAUCUCAAUAGAGCUUGAAAAGCUGUAGCUGUUGCAGAAAUGGCCGAUGGUAGUACUUUAACACUUGGAACUGGUCGGAGUCUAGACUUAUCUGCUUUUGACUCCAGACUGGCAGAGACAUCCAAAGAGCAUUUAUUUCUUGGUUCCACAUCACAGGAUAUUGAAGAUGGCAUGCCACAGGUUGAAACCCGGGUUGUAUUGGUUGGGGAAGCUGGCAAUAAUGAUGCACUUCUUAAAGCAUUAGAGGCUGUUAAAGUAAUGGAGGUCCCGGUUGUAAGGAUUAAAGGAGGUGAACCUGGCAGCGAGUCGGGCAAUAAAUUUAUAAAAACUAUAGUGAAUAUGGAAAUUAAAGUUCCCUGUAUUAAAACAUGCAACAUGGAAGAGUUUGGAGAUGGUGAGAACACAGAAUUUGAAACGAUAUUCAUACUUGCUGAUUUUGGGUGUCCGGAGUAUGGGUACUUGUAUAAAAAAGACAACAGAAUUCUUGGACCACCUGUUGUACUCCACUGUGCAGCGAAGGAAGAGCCCCUUCCAUUCUCUUCCCGACCACUCUACUGUACAACAAUGCUGAACUUGGUGUUGUGUUUCACAGGAUUCAGAAAGAAAGAAGAAGUGGUAAAACUUGUUAAUCUGGCUCAUCACAUGGGAGGCACCAUCCGCAGGGAUUUCAGUUCCAAAGUCACUCAUCUUAUUGCGAAUUCCACACAUGGAGAAAAGUUCAGGGUUGCUGUAAGCAUGGGCACACCAAUUUUGAAAACAGAGUGGAUAUAUAAGGCCUGGGAGAAGAGGAAUGAGCCUAAUUUCUGCGCAGCUGCCGAAGAGUUCAGAUUGGAGUACAAAGUACCUCCGUUCCAAGACUGUGUGCUGAGUUUUCUGGGCUUUUCUGAUGAAGAUAAAGCAAGCAUGGAAGACAUGACAGAAAUGCAGGGUAUGGGGUAUUCCUUUUAAUAGGGUUCAGACUUUGACUGUGUGUAAGUUUUAUUACUUGGUCUGUCUAUUUUACAAAAAGUAAUUGAAUUUUCCACAUUGAUUUGUUCAACAAAGUUAUAUGUUGUAAAGCAGGAGUGGUUCUGGGGUAGUAUUCAGAUGGAUGCAAGAGCUGGGGAGUCUAUGUAUUUCUAUGAAAAGGCUGGAAGCCCAACUUUGAAGAAGUCUGUUUCUCUGCUCUCCUUGAACACGCCGAACAGCAACCGAAAGAGACGUCGUCUGCAAGACACUCUUGCGCAGCUAACCAGGGAAACUGACAUUUCUCCGUUCCCACCGCGCAAACGGACAUCUGCUGAACACUCCUUGUCUAUGGGAUCUCUUCUGGACAUUUCCAAUACACCAGAAUCAGGAAAGGCUACUGGAGAAACUCCUAGGUCAAUUGCAAGGCCUUCAAAAAGUUCAACCCCUGUUCCUCAAAAGCAGUCUGCCAGGUGGCAGGUUGCAAAAGAGCUGUACCAGACUGAAAGCAAUUAUGUGGAUAUCCUAACAACAGUGUUACAGUUGUUCAAGGACCCUUUGGAGAAAGAAGGACAACCUGGUGGGCCUAUUCUAGCUGUGGAAGAAAUAAAAACAAUUUUUGGCAGUAUCCCAGAUAUAUUUGAUGUACAUACUAGAAUAAAGGCUGAGCUUGAAGAACUUGUGCUUAACUGGUCCGAGGAUAAGAGUGUUGGUGAAAUUAUUUUAAAAUAUUCAAAAGAAUUGGUGAAGGCUUACCCUCCGUUUGUCAAUUUCUUUGAAAUGAGUAAGGAAACAAUUUCCAAAUGUGAAAAGCAGAAGCCAAGGUUUCAUGCUUUUUUGAAGAUUAACCAGGCUAAACCGGAGUGUGGGCGUCAAACCUUGACUGAGUUACUUAUCCGACCUGUGCAGAGAUUACCCAGCGUUGCUCUCCUACUUACUGAUAUUAGGAAACACACUACAGAGGACAAUCCUGACAAAGUCACUUUAGAAAAGGCUAUUGAAUCGCUCAAAGAAGUUAUGACGCAUAUCAAUGAAGACAAAAGAAAAACGGAAGGACAAAAGCAGAUCUUUGAUGUUGUUUAUGAAGUUGAUAAUUGUCCAGCCAAUCUUCUGUCAUCUCAUCGCAGUCUGGUUCAUAGAGUUGAGACAAUCUCACUGGGGGAUAAGCCUUGUGACCGAGGGGAAAAUGUUACUUUGUUUCUCUUCAAUGACUGUCUGGAGAUUGCAAGGAAGCGUCACAAAGUAAUAUCCACUUUUAGGAGCCCCCAUGGGGGCACACGACCUCAGGCCUCCCUUAAACACAUUACUCUUAUGCCUCUGUCUCAAAUCAGGAAAGUUCUGGACCUCAAGGAAACAGAAGAUUGCCAUAAUGCCUUUGCCCUUGUGGUGCGCCCCCCGACUGAACAGGACAACCUGUUGCUUAGUUUCCAGCUAACGGCAGAGGAUACAUUGAAGGAAGACUGGCUGCGGAUGCUUUGCCGGCAUGUAGCCAACACCAUUUGUAAAGCAGAUGCUGAGAACUUAAUCCAGCGAACCGAUCCUGACACCCUGCAAGUAAACACAAAAGAUAUGGACAGCAGCACACUGAGCCGUGCAUCAAGGGCAAUCAAAAAGACAUCCAAGAAGGUCACAAGAGCUUUCUCCUUCACCAAAACUCCAAAGCGAGUAAUACAGAGGGCAUUCCUGGCGAACAGUACCCCUGAUAGUCCUACUUCCGGCACUGGGAAUUACUUGGGUGGUCGCCUGGCAAGCACAUCAUCUUUGGCUAGAGUCCAGUCACCUUCAUUGGUCAGCCUGCCAGCCAUGUUUGAAAGGAAGUAUCACACUUUCAGUCGAUCAACUACCCAUCUGAUAUGAUUAUUGGAGACGAUGUUAUAGAACCUAUUAUGAAUUAACUGUAUUCCCCUAAUUAUCCUGAAUAAUAUGGUACUGGGCUAAUUCUAAUUAUUUUUGUAACAUCAGUUUAAUAAUUAACAAUAAUGUUUUAGGCAGUUUAUUUGACUUGGUUUAAGAGAUUUGAAGGAUUUCUCCUGUACUGUUUGUCUUUUCCUGUUAUUGGACUCUAAACUGACACAUUUAUACGGAGCAUAACAUGUCCACUGGUUAAGGCUUGCAAAAAGAAUAGUAUUUAGUAAUCUUUGAAUUUAUGAAUAGAAUACACGUCAAGUCAAUCCAAUGCAGAAUAAGAUUUUUUUUUCAACUUUACCAUCUUACAAUGAUAAGUUCACAAAAGAAUGUAUACAUAAUAUUUUCAGCUUUUAUAAAGCUUUUGAAUUAUAUAUAAAAAUUGUCUUUUUAGUCUAUAGAUCAGUAUAAAAGCAUGGUUGACUUUACAAUGUACUAAUAUGAAGAAAGUGAGGGGACCCAUUCUAAUGUGUUGUUCAGUUGUCACUGAUUUAUUUUUGUAUUAUCCUGGUUGCAUAUAGAACAUAAAUAGGAAACAGUUGUGCUUUGUAUAUGUUUUUCCCAGACUUUCUGUAUGAGUAAACUGAUAAUUGAUCUAUUUAUCUGUAAAUUUGCACUGCCCCUCGUGUCAUACCUGUAGUUGGCGUUUUUGUUUUAUGGCAUAGAUUUUGUGUAGACUUAAGGCACUUUCUUAUGUUUGUUUAGCCACAUUUUUAAAUACUGUAGUGCUUUGUAUUUACAAUAGGGAGUGUUUACAACAUAUUCUAUGUAUUGUUCUGGCUUUUGUCAGUUUUCUAAGCAAAAAAAAAAAAAAAAAACAACUUAAUGGACCGUAAAGGCUAAUCCUUUCAGUCUAUUGUGCACAAUCCCUUUCUGUUACAGUUGAAAGUGAUAUUAACUGAAUGUUUCU
Molecule: messenger RNA, 3965 nt
Organism: Polyodon spathula (Mississippi paddlefish)
Lineage: Eukaryota; Metazoa; Chordata; Actinopteri; Acipenseriformes; Polyodontidae
Product: protein ECT2-like
Exons: 25
Biological process (GO): intracellular signal transduction; activation of GTPase activity; regulation of cytokinesis, actomyosin contractile ring assembly
Cellular component (GO): cell cortex; nucleus
Molecular function (GO): guanyl-nucleotide exchange factor activity; GTPase activator activity
Source: RefSeq, a predicted model, not a curated record